GUCCUCUUUAUUAUUUGUUCAUUGUAAACAUUUCAAAGUAAGGUAUGGGGAAAAAUUUGUAACCACUAAGCUCAAAAUCAAAUAUACUUUCCCGAAAGAAAAAAAUAUGGUCAAUUAUGUCUAGCAUAAUGUUUCUGUUUGGCAUAUUUGAGAAAUUCUUCACAAAUCAACUUCAUAGAUAUGUUACCAAAUACUUGCAAAAAUUCAUAAAUUUUAUGUCCCCUUACAUUCAAAUAAACUUUCCUGAUCAAAUAUCAAGAAAGCAUCUCCAGGGCAGUGAUGCUUACACAUGUAUCAAAACAUAUCUCAGUCUAAAAUCAUUAGAAAGAGCCAAAAGGCUUAAUGCCGAAGUUGUCGAAAAUAAUCUAACCCCACUUGUCCUUACCCUAGGUGACAAUGAGGAGAUCAUCGAUGAAUUCAAUGGAGUAAAGGUUUGGUGGGUUGCUAACUUAAAGUACAACUCUCAAAAUGAUCAUUCAUAUGAGAAAAAAUGGUUAACACUUACGUUCCAUAAAAGGUAUCGCGAUCUCAUCACUACUUCUUACAUAAAACAUGUGUUGGAAGAAGGAAAAAUGAUUACAAUGAAGAAUAGAAAGCUUAAGCUUUACACCAACAACCCGAGCGAAGAUUGGUGGAAAUCAUCGAAAAAAAAGUGGAGUUCCAUUACUUUUGAACACCCUGCAAGGUUUGAAACACUUGCUAUGGAUCCAAAGAAGAAAGAAGAGAUCAUAGACGAUCUUAUUAAGUUCAAGACGGGUAAAGAGUACUAUGCUAAUGUUGGAAAGGCCUGGAAACGUGGUUAUUUACUUUUCGGUCCACCUGGGACUGGAAAAUCUACCAUGAUAUCCGCUAUGGCGAAUUUCAUGAACUAUGAUGUGUAUGAUCUUGAAUUAACAACUAUCAAGGAUAACAAUGAGUUGAAAAGACUUUUGAUUGCGACGUCAAACAAAUCAAUUAUAGUGAUAGAGGAUAUUGAUUGUUCCAUUGAUCUCACCGGUAAAAGGAAGGAAAAAAAGGAUCUUGUUUACAAUUCUAAAUACUUUGAUCCGGUGGAAAGUAAAGUAACACUUUCGGGUUUAUUGAAUUGUAUCGAUGGAAUUUGGUCGGCGUGUGGAGGAGAAAGGAUCAUUAUUUUCACAACAAACUUUGUGGAAAAACUUGAUCAUGCUCUUAUUAGGAGGGGAAGGAUGGAUAUGCACAUUGAAAUGUCAUAUUGUAGCUAUGAAGCUUUCAAAGUGCUUGCAAAGAACUAUUGGAAUGUUGAGUCUCAUGAUGGGUUGUUUCCAAUUAUUGAAAAAAUGAUAGGAGAGAUUAAUAUAACGCCCGCCGAUGUUGCUGAAAAUUUGAUGCCGAAGUCAAUUGGUGAAGAUUUUGAAACUUGCUUGAAGAAUUUGAUUCAAUCUCUUGAGAAUGCAAAGAAAAAGGAAGAGAAGAAAGCAAAGGAAAAGGUGGAGGAUGUGGAAGCUCAAUUGAAGGUAGAGGAGGAUAAACAAGAAUUUACUAAAGAGAACAAGAAUGUUUUAAGUUUGCUUGAUUAAUACUACUUUGGGUUAGGUUAAUUUCACUAAGAUUAAUAGUAUUUAGGAACUUUCUAAUGGCACUAUUGUUUUUAUGUUAUGCUUUUGUUUGAGUAGUGUGUGUAACUUUGGUUGUACUUUUGUUCUGUUAUCUAAGUACUUGGUGUUGAGUUAUCUAAUAAAAUUUGAUUA
Molecule: messenger RNA, 1709 nt
Organism: Trifolium pratense (red clover)
Lineage: Eukaryota; Viridiplantae; Streptophyta; Magnoliopsida; Fabales; Fabaceae
Product: AAA-ATPase ASD, mitochondrial-like
Exons: 1
Coding region: 117-1538 (473 amino acids)
Molecular function (GO): ATP binding; ATP hydrolysis activity
Source: RefSeq, a predicted model, not a curated record